Molecule: messenger RNA, 974 nt
Organism: Hibiscus syriacus
Lineage: Eukaryota; Viridiplantae; Streptophyta; Magnoliopsida; Malvales; Malvaceae
Exons: 4
Coding region: 91-747 (218 amino acids)
Source: RefSeq, a predicted model, not a curated record
UCUGCAAAUUCCAAUUUGCAAAGUGUAUUCAUUGCAGUAUUGAGCAGAGCAGAUAAGGAUUUCUAUCAUAUCAAAUUCAAAGCGAAGAAAAUGGUGGGUUGCGAGUUGUUCAUCAAGGAGGAAACAGAUUGGCUUAGUACCCUUCUUCAAACCGAAUUCUUUAGCCCUUGCUCUGAUCAUCAAGAUCUUCGAAAAAACGAGAAGAACGUGUUCUGCAUCGAUUGCAGCCUCGGGUUUUGCCGGCACUGUAAGGUCCAUAGCCAGCAUCUUUCGCUUCAGAUCUGCAAAUAUGUCUAUCAAGAUGUUGUUCGACUUCAAGAAGUGCAGAAACAUAUUGAUUGUUCUAAAAUUCAGACGUAUAAAAUCAAUGGUGAAAAAGCUGUACAUUUGAACCCUCGGCCUCAAGCUAAAGACGCUAAACUGUCGAUGAAACCGAGACCGGGCGCCUCCUGUGAAGCUUGUGGAAGAUACCUUCAAGACCCUCCUAAUAGAUUUUGUUCCAUUGCAUGCAAGGUCUCAACCGUUGAUCAUGUGAAGCCUAGAAACCGAACCGGUAAACUCGAAUUCCCCGGUCUUCCAUGGAAAUGCAAUAAAAAUUCACCGGAAAUAAGCACGGAAGAGAAGCAAUCAUCCCUUUCAUCAACCGAUGUCUCCGAGGAGACAAAAACAUCGGUGACCAAAAGUUUAAAGCCUAGGAAACAAUCGAUGAAACGGAAAGGCACUCCUCGUAGAGCUCCGGUUGGUUAACGAUUCGAGGCUUUUCGGUCGAUACUCAACAAAGGGUACUUAAAUUAGCUAGUAACAAUUUCAUCAAGCCAUACUUUCUUUCCCUUUUUUUCUCAAUGAAAGAGAAGAUUAGACCCUCAUUUUGGAACUUAGUUGGGGGGUUAGUUGAGAAGGUCAGUCCCACAAUGCCAUGAAAGGGUAAUAAUUUUUUUUGUAAAGCAUGUGAAAAAAUGGGCAUUGAGUUGAGG